Molecule: messenger RNA, 2605 nt
Organism: Anopheles bellator
Lineage: Eukaryota; Metazoa; Arthropoda; Insecta; Diptera; Culicidae
Gene: Mccc1
Product: methylcrotonoyl-CoA carboxylase subunit alpha, mitochondrial
Exons: 4
Coding region: 70-2157 (695 amino acids)
Cellular component (GO): mitochondrion
Molecular function (GO): ATP binding; metal ion binding; methylcrotonoyl-CoA carboxylase activity
Source: RefSeq, a predicted model, not a curated record
UCAGUCAUCUUGAAGUUGCGUAAAUCCCUCUUUGUGCGCCGUGUAAGUUACAGAAUAGUACAAAUCAACAUGUUUCAUAAAAUUCGAACGGCUGCUUCACGGUCGCGGUUUCUGUCGACAUCGUGUGAUACCAAAAAUGUACCACAGCGGAAAAUUAACAAAUUGUUGGUUGCCAAUCGUGGUGAAAUUGCUUGCAGAGUCAUGCGAACGGCGAACCGACUCGGCAUACGAACGGUAGCCGUAUUUUCGGAUGCAGAUGAAAAAUCACUCCACGUACAAAUGGCGAAUGAAGCGUUCAACAUAGGUCCAGCACCAUCACAGCAAUCCUAUCUCAAAGGGGAAAAUAUUCUGGAUGUAGCGAGGAAAGCAGGGUGCCAAGCAAUUCAUCCGGGCUACGGAUUUUUGUCUGAGAAUGUAGAGUUUGCGGAACUUUGUCAAAAGGAGGACGUGACAUUUAUCGGUCCGCCAGCUACAGCGAUUCGCGAUAUGGGCAUCAAAAGUACAUCGAAGCACAUAAUGUCCGCUGCUGGUGUACCAAUUAUUAACGGGUAUCACGGGGAAGAUCAGUCGGAUGAGAGACUCGUGAACGAAGCCAAAAAAAUUGGCUUUCCGCUGAUGAUAAAGGCUGUUCGUGGUGGAGGUGGCAAAGGCAUGAGAAUAGCCGAAACGGAGGCUGAUUUUCUUCCAAUGCUUCAAUCUGCCCGAACCGAAUCGGAGAAAGCGUUUGGCGAUAUAUCAAUGCUGCUGGAGCGUUAUGUAAGAUCGCCAAGACACGUCGAAGUACAAGUGUUUGCCGAUCAUUACGGUAAUGCGGUGUAUUUAUACGAGCGUGAUUGCUCUGUGCAGCGUCGUCAUCAGAAGAUCAUUGAAGAAGCACCAGCUCCUGGUCUGUCGGAAGAAUUACGUGUCCAACUUGGUGAGGCAGCGGUUCGUGCAGCGAAAGCAGUGAACUACGUGGGGGCCGGUACGGUCGAAUUUAUUUUAGACAAACAAGAUCUGUCUUUUCACUUCAUGGAGAUGAACACGCGGCUUCAGGUGGAGCAUCCAAUCACUGAGAUGAUUACUGGUACGGACUUGGUGGAAUGGCAAAUUAAAGUGGCAUCAGGGGAACCGCUACCAUUAACGCAGGCAGAAAUUCAGAAAAGGGGACACGCAUUUGAGGCCCGUAUCUAUGCAGAAGAUCCUGAUGUAGGGUUUCUACCUGGUGCAGGACCCUUAAACUACCUCGCGACACCCGAGCCAUCCUCUACUACCCGUGUUGAGACAGGUGUACGCCAAGGAGAUGAAGUUUCUGUUCAUUAUGACCCGAUGAUUGCAAAGCUAGUUGUUUGGGGUGAAAAUAGAGCAAGCAGUCUUCAGUUGCUGAUUGAACAGCUGACAAAAUUUCAAAUCGCUGGUUUACAGACCAAUAUAAAUUUCCUCAUAAGUCUGGCUAGACACGAUCAUUUCCAUAAGGCAGAUGUUCACACAGGCUUCAUCGAACAGCAUAUGGACACACUUUUUCCCGCGAAGACACUAUCGACGACAAAGGUUGUGCAAAUGGCUCUAACUCAAAUACUGAACGAACGAGCUCAAUCCGUUGGAAGCAGGGCAGGUAACACUCGUGGGCCAUUUGAUACCGAAUUUAAUUUUAGGCCUAACUACCAAGUGGUACGGGUGGUUAAGCUAAGGGUGGCAGAAAAAGAUUACACGGUGGAGAUUCAAAUGUUCGAUGAAACAUGCAGCGUUCGAGUUAAUGGUGGAAACUGGUUGAAUGUAUCAGUCCGUCGCAAGCCUUCUCAUAAUCGAUUUCUUUUAGAAACAAAUAUCGAUGGGCAUAUUUCUCACUUCAACAGUGUGGUAUCUGGAGAGCACAUAGUACUGUUUGAUGAGAAUGGAAUGAUCGCUGGGAUGAUAAUGCAGCCUCAAUUUUUGAUAGCGGAAAGUUCCUUGAGCAACGUCGAUGCGUCCAGUGUAACUGCCCCAAUGCCGGGUAUACUUGAUAGAGUGUUAGUGAAGCCUGGCGAAUUGGUCAAAAGUGGAACACCGGUUGCAGUGCUGAUAGCAAUGAAAAUGGAGCAUGUUUUGAAGGCCGCAAAAGAUGGCGUUGUUAAAGCAAUACCCAAUGGAGAAGGUAGUAACGUGAAAAAGGGUGCUGUUUUGAUAUCCUUCGAAUGAUUAGAAAAACAGUGUUUAAUUUUGCAUUUGUUAGGACAAGGAAUGUGUAGAAGAUCUUAUAAACGAACAUUCCCCGUUCAGCGCCCAUAUUGAUAGAGUAGUGCGCAAAACUCGUCGUUGUCACGCUGGCCAGGGCUUGAUUCCCAAGACCGGCGUGACAUGAGGGUUGGCGCGGGGCCAACAAUCCCGGAAGUAAAAACAAACCGUCACAGAGCGCAACAGAAAUUAACAUUGUCUCUGUUGCAGACCAAAAUACGAUCAUAUGCAUUUAUUAGUAUGUAAAGCGUCAAACGCUAAGAAAGUAGAAAGUUUGAAAUGAAUCAUCAUUUCUUAUAAGAAUAUAUUUUCUACAUCCAUUACACAUGCACUGCAUGCCGCACUGUUGCGAUAUAAUUAACACUUUAAAUUGUGACAUUCCAACUAUCUAAAAUCAUGGUACUUUGAUAAU